CUUGCGAGGAAGCGGCGCGGCUUCCUGGGGCUUGUGCCGGGGAUAUAGGCGCCCCCACCCGGGCCCGGCUCAGCGCCACCGCCCCUCCUCGCCUGCUCGCGGCGCGAUGGCCUCGCUCCGGGCUGAGCGCGCAGCCGGCGGCCCGCGGCUCCCUGCGACCCGCGCGGGGCGACCGGCUGCGCUCCGCCUCCUCCUCCUGCUGGGCGCUGUCCUGAAGCCCCAGGAGUCCCUGGCUCAGGUUCCUCCCACUGAAAGCAGCUUGAAGCCAGAAGGUGUGUACCCGCCGCGGCUCUGGGACGGUGACCUGGGACAGCGAGGAGAGCCAGAGGACAAGAUGGAGAGCUAUGAGAGGACUAUCCAGAUUUGCUGGCAAUCGUAUAAGGAGGAGAUGGACUCUAUCCCCAAGGAUUGGUGUGACUGGGACAUGAUUAGCAGGCCUUAUAGCGACCUACAGUAUUGCCUGGAGCAUUUUGCAGAAGAAUUUCAUCUGGGCUUCCCCAAUCCCUGGGCAGAAGAGAUCAUCUUUGAGACUCACCAGAUCCACUUUGCCAACUGCUCCCUUGUGCAGCCCACCUUAUCAGACCCCCCGGAGGAUGUGCUCCUGGCCAUGAUCAUAGCCCCCAUCUGCCUCAUCCCCUUCCUCGUCACCCUUGUGGUGUGGAGGAGUAAAGACAGUGAAGCCCAGGCCUAGGGUGGUAUGAGUUUUUCCACAGCCAUCUUUCUCCUUUUCCUUGCCACCACCAGGUCUCUCUUCCCCUCCCUGCCUCCUUCUGUCAGUCCCACACCUACCACAGAUCCUUGGACUGAUGAAAGUGGAAACCCAGUGGUGUCAUAGCACAAGUUCUGUAAUCUUCAAAAUAAAACUUUUUUUUUGUACUGUC
This is a messenger RNA of Mustela lutreola (European mink), 881 nucleotides long. RefSeq names its product receptor activity modifying protein 2 (gene RAMP2). The transcript has 4 exons. NCBI's taxonomy places the organism in Eukaryota, Metazoa, Chordata, Mammalia, Carnivora, Mustelidae. Gene Ontology annotation, molecular function: coreceptor activity. Gene Ontology annotation, cellular component: signaling receptor complex; membrane; cell surface. Gene Ontology annotation, biological process: G protein-coupled receptor signaling pathway; regulation of G protein-coupled receptor signaling pathway; protein localization to plasma membrane. The coding region runs from base 107 to 691 and encodes 194 amino acids. The record is from RefSeq and is a predicted model, not a curated record.